CACAACAUCGUAAUUUAUGACAGACAUUUUAUCCACCAGAACAACAUCAUGACAUGCAUUCAUUUUGCUAAAACGCAAUGGCCAUUCAUAGCUUUGAAUUGAAAUAAACAACAAUACGCAUUUUGAAUUGUACCUUUUUUUCUCCGAUGAGUUGUUCACUCCUCAACCUUACAUUUCCCCUUCUCUCCAACUCCAACAAUCAUCCCCAUUUUUCUCAAACCCAAAUCCAAACCCGCAACCGCCACCCUCUUCUUCGUCAUCGUCGUUUCCGUGAUUUUGGUUUUCCCAGAGAAGCCGAAGCCUCAAAUAAACGAUGCCGUUUGGCUCCUGCCAUGGCCAGCUCCAUGGAGCUUCCACUCCUUCCCUUUGGCUUGUCUGAGGUUCUUGUUCCCUCAGAGAGUAAGACACUGCAUUUAUAUGAAGCAAGAUACCUUGCCCUGCUCGAAGAGUCAUUGAUGAAAAAGUCAAAGCUUUUUGUGCAUUUUGUAUUGGAUCCUAUCAUGGUCGAUGAGUCGUCGGCCGAACCAUCAUUUGCAGCCAGAUAUGGUUGUUUGGUUCUAAUUGAAAAUGUCGAAAAAUUAGAUGUUGGAGCACUAGUCUCUAUAAGAGGAGUUGGUCGCAUCAAGAUUAUGAAAUUUGCACAGGCGUCUCCGUUCUUGAAAGGCGUAGUCAUACCAGAGAAGGAUGGUGAUCCUGAGAGUUUAAGCAAAUUGAGCUCAAAAGUUACAGAGAUGAAGGAGUCUCUUCAUAGUUUGAACAGCUUAGAGAUAAAAUUGAAGGCACCAAAGGAGGCGCCAUUGCAGACUCGCACAGCAAACUCACUGGCCUGGGCUGAGAAGACCCCAUCUAUAGAUUGUGAUGAAGCUUUCAUUCCAUCAUUGUCUGAGCGAGUGUCUUUUGCAGGUUUUCAACCUGUAACAGGGUCAACUGAAUCCGAACUUCUGAAGUUGCAAAGUAAGAAGUUACGGGCAAUGGAGGAAAAAGACACAAUUAACAGGCUAGAUGAAUCUCUAGAGUUGAGUAAAGAAAAUGUUUCCAGGGUUGCAGCCAGACUAGCUAUACAAUCAUUGGAAAUACAGUGAGACACUGUGUCAUCAGGUCUUGGUGAUUCCUCAGGUUUGUAGGAGAGAGGAAGAUGAUUAUAUAUGUACUUAUGGUAUAUCCAUUUUUUUUCCCUUCAGUAUAUGAAACUUCAGAGUACAUACAUCAACAUGCUGCACCAAUUUUUUCUUCCUUCACAUUUCUGUAUUUUGUUGUUUAUGCAUUUUGAGUAUAUUAUUAUUAUUAUUAUUUUGAAAAAGGAAUGAUUCCAUAGAUUAAGAGGCAAAUCCUCAAUUCCUUA
Molecule: messenger RNA, 1342 nt
Organism: Humulus lupulus (European hop)
Lineage: Eukaryota; Viridiplantae; Streptophyta; Magnoliopsida; Rosales; Cannabaceae
Exons: 8
Coding region: 147-1082 (311 amino acids)
Source: RefSeq, a predicted model, not a curated record